AUGAAACUCUGCACCUUCGGAUGCAUCCUCGUGCUGGCACUGGUCCUUUCGGCCUCCUUCUCCACCCAGGCACCCGUGCCGUGCGCCGCCUGCAAGCACAAGAGCGCCAUCUUAAUCCCGAACUUACCAUCGACGAUCCGGGCCGCGUGUGGGCGGCCGUUGCCCGGGGGCGGGACCUGUCAGGUGGAGCGACGCAAGAACUUCUACAAGUGCAACCGGCCCGAGUGCGGGGAAUACUCGCGCGGCAACGCCUCAAGCAAGGUCGAAGACUGCAUCCACCACCACAAGGAGCACAUCCAGGGGCCGUUCGAGAACCCCACCAUCCUGUCGAGCUUCCAUCGCCUGCACAAGCCCCGCCCUCCGAGCAUCCGCACUGCGGCCGGGGCCACAGGCCUGAGUGCGGCCACCACUGGCCAGAAUGUACCGCCCAAACGCGCCCGCACUUCGGCCCACCAAUGCACCGAAGGCGUCCCCAAGAAGGCCCGGACUUCAUCUGAGCUGGACACCAUGUGA
Puccinia triticina is the source of this 513-nucleotide messenger RNA. RefSeq lists its product as uncharacterized. The transcript has a single exon. The coding region runs from base 1 to 513 and encodes 170 amino acids. The record is from RefSeq and is a predicted model, not a curated record. Lineage: Eukaryota; Fungi; Basidiomycota; Pucciniomycetes; Pucciniales; Pucciniaceae.